AUGGAGAACCAAGACAUCUCACAGACGACCAAUGAGAAAAUUUUCGUUGAGCAGAAGUUAGCUGUAGAGUCCAUCCGGACAUUUCUCAACUCGAAAACCUCAUACGAUGUUUUGCCAGUUUCAUACAGGCUGAUUGUUAUGGAUACAGCGUUGCUAGUGAAGAAGUCCCUAAAUGUUUUGCUACAGAAUAAUAUUGUAUCGGCACCUCUAUGGGACUCUCAAACUUCAAAAUUUGCAGGGCUUCUAACGUCCAGCGACUUUAUCAACGUCAUACAGUACUACUUUUCAAACCCAGAUAAAUUUGAGCUGGUAGACAAGCUACAAUUGAACGGAUUAAAGGACAUUGAAAGGAUUAUUGGGGUCGAGCCUCUAGAUACUGCAUCCAUCCACCCUUCAAGACCAUUAUUUGAGGCAUGUCUCAAAAUGAUGGGCUCUAGAAGCCGGAGAAUUCCCUUGAUUGAUCAGGACGAGGAGACACACAGAGAGAUUGUAGUUAGUGUUUUGACACAGUACAGAAUUUUAAAAUUUGUUGCGCUGAAUUGCAGAGAGACGAAUUUCCUGAAAAGACCUAUUGGUGAACUGGGGAUAAUCACCGAAAAUGAUGUAAAGAGAUGUCAAAUGACCACCCCGGUUAUCGAUGCAAUCCAACUGCUUUCCAGCAACGGUAUUGCAUCUAUUCCCAUUGUGGACGAUAACGGCGUACUAUUAAACGUUUAUGAAGCCAUCGACGUGCUUGGCCUAAUAAAGGGAGGCAUUUAUAACGAUCUAUCCCUGAGUGUGGGUGAAGCGUUAAUGAGAAGAAGCGAUGAUUUUGAAGGUGUAUAUACGUGCACCAAGAAUGACAAACUUUCCACCAUUAUGGAUAACAUAAGAAAGGCGAGAGUCCAUAGAUUUAUUGUAGUGGACGAUGCUGGGAAGCUUACUGGGGUCUUGUCUCUAGACGACAUUUUAAGAUAUAUUCUGUUAGGCGAAAAAUGA
Molecule: messenger RNA, 978 nt
Organism: Huiozyma naganishii CBS 8797
Lineage: Eukaryota; Fungi; Ascomycota; Saccharomycetes; Saccharomycetales; Saccharomycetaceae
Gene: SNF4
Product: AMP-activated serine/threonine-protein kinase regulatory subunit SNF4
Exons: 1
Coding region: 1-978 (325 amino acids)
Source: RefSeq, a predicted model, not a curated record